This is a messenger RNA of Exophiala xenobiotica, 1809 nucleotides long. RefSeq lists its product as uncharacterized. Lineage: Eukaryota; Fungi; Ascomycota; Eurotiomycetes; Chaetothyriales; Herpotrichiellaceae. The record is from RefSeq and is a predicted model, not a curated record. The transcript is spliced from 2 exons. The coding region runs from base 1 to 1809 and encodes 602 amino acids.
AUGGCUAUCAAUUGGCGGCAAAGAGCUACAGUUUUCCAGUUACUAGCCGCGGUCUACGCAGAGCUGGGAGAAGAAGCAUUUAGAGGUCGAUAUUUAUCAAUUGCAAAGUAUUUCGGUCCUGAUGCGACCUACGACUCCAUCAAAUCAUUUUUCGCGAAGGAGGUCUCAAGAACAGCAGACCAGCUCAAAGCCAAAAACCCUGACCACCAGGGCUCUGGGAAAAGGGCACCACCGAGACCUCCAUCAAGAUCAUCACGGCCACCACAUCUCUUCUUUGACGACGAAGAUCUGAGCAUUCUUACUCAACGGGAAGCCGAAGCUCACUUUGGCCACACUCAUCGAGCACCGGCCAAGCGUCCUCGGGUGAUUAAAGUCUCAGAAGUGUCUCCGAAUCCCGAAGACAUCCCUUUCUGCACUACCGCACCAACCAGUCCUACGUUCGAGUUCCGAUCCAAUGGAGCUGUCCGACAAGCGAGCCUCCAGAGCAGACAGAAAGAGCCUGUCAUCGCAGGUCCGUCAUCGAACAUCGAGUCCGCUUCGUAUGUCACGGCGCGAAGUCAUCAGCCAGCCUCGGAAAAUCAGAGCACAAACAAUAAGAGGCCGUUCUCCGCCAUCGAGAACGACAUCGAAGCUCAGCCCACAUUGUCUCCUGCCCGUAGUGUCCCUUCCACACCGAAUCCAGAAACCUUUGGAUACGUCACGAAGCAAGGAAACUACAGAUGCGCACUAUGUCUCAGUCAACUGCCCAGCCAGGAGGACCUCAAUCGCCAUGAGUCGCUAAGUAAUGAGCAUUUGCGUAAUCUGAAGAACGAGUUCAAGCUCUCCAAGGGGCGAGAGAAGCUCGCUCAAGUCCGAGCCGUCUCGGCUGGACCACAUCAGGCGACACCUGCACCACCUGAGCCACUGAGAAUCAAUGGUUUACGUGAUGGUGAACCUAUCGAACCCGACGGCCACCUUGAAUCUCACGGCCAAGGCGGUAACCAAGCGCCACAAGGACAGCCAUGGAAGGAUGCCACCGGCCCAACACAACGCCAACAUGACAUACCACUGGACACGAUCGAAGUCCGCAGACGCUCUCCAAGCUUCUCUUUGCAGACAGUGAGUCACAUUGAAAGGGCUGUACCUAUCCCUCCGAUACAAAGCAGCCAAACAGCCGAGAAGGUCAAGGACAAUGGCAAGGCACGAGCAGCGUCCAUCGUACUAUCUUCCGGACCUAAAGCGUAUGUCGAAUCACAUACCAUGUCUCGAUCACCGCCUCAUCCAUCGCUGCCCGGGAGCCUCAAUACCCCGCCCCGUGGAGGCUCCUGUCCGGCGAGCGUAGAACCUCAAAUUGGUGCUCCAGCAGCCCCAUUCUCACAAGGAGCAAGCAUCAGCACGCGAGCAACUUCGGCGCGAACAGAGAUCGGGUCUGUCACACCUCACCAAGCCAAGGCGCUCAGCCGUUCAGUCUCAAAGCCGGUGGGAACAUCGAUGUUUUCGCCCACGGACCUCGCAGAUAUCAUGCGCUCGACGGAAAUGAUGAUCCAGCUAAUGAGUUGUGUGCAGCGCGAGGCGGUCUCAGUUGCCAGUGCCAACGGAAUCGGCAGGAACUCGACCAGCACGAAGUCAAGCAUGAUCAACGGAGUUGAUGUUGAACCGAUACGUUUGGAUGCUAGUCCAGCUGUGGCGCCGUCACAACCGCCCACUGUAGGCAGUACAAGUGAAAGCGGGAGCAGCAGUGGGAGUGGUGGCGGGAUUGCAAGGCGCAGCAAGCCCGAAAAGAGGAUAAAAGACACAGGGGAACAGGGGGUUUUCAUUGUUCUUGAUUGA